Caenorhabditis auriculariae is the source of this 2299-nucleotide messenger RNA. NCBI's taxonomy places the organism in Eukaryota, Metazoa, Nematoda, Chromadorea, Rhabditida, Rhabditidae. The record is from the annotation of a GenBank genome assembly.
AUGCAAAGGUCCUUGAUUAAUUUUCGAGUAGUCCCAAAUUUGUUGGGGCGAGCCUCAACCCGCCGCGCAUCUUCCACGACCACAGAAGUGUCAAAAACUUUAGAUUUUGAGGAUUUUCUGGAAGAUAUUACUGAAACUCCAUCUGAUCAGGUUCGAAUCCCGUUUUUUGUAUCAAAUAUAAGAAAAAUUCAGAAACGUUCGUUUGCCAGUCUUCUCCGCCAUUCAAAGUUCAUGCAACUCGGCGAUUUCGAUGGACGUUUGGUAACUGGUUUGUUUUUUCUCUUUGAAUGAAAAAAAAAAUGGAAUUUUUCAGGUAAAAUCGUUCAACGGGUUCAUGACGACUUGUACGUUGAUUUCGGGUUGAAAUUCAACGCAGUUUGUAAAGCGCCGGCCGUGAAUUCAGAGUAGGUUAUCACGCAUGUUUGAGACAGAACUACGGCGGCCGGUGGCCGGUCAAUAUUGCGCAGUCAGUUUCGGAGCCAGGAAAUUUUUUUAAUUUUCUUUCUUUUUUCUGCAAUUUGUUAGGGACCUAUUUCUCGAGGUUACAAGGUGAGUUACGUCACAAAAAGUACACAAUAUUUCCUUUUAUUAUUGAAAAACCUAUCCAAACUACCGUAAUACGACCGGCCACCUUAAACAGGCAUAAUUAUGUCAUAUUAAUAAAAAAGGAAAGUAGUUUCGAAGAUAAUAACUAAAAACGAUAUUCAAUAAAGUUCAUUUUGUCUUUUUGCGUUACGGGAAGUACAAGGUCGGAUUUUUUUGUUUGGUAAAACGACGAAUUUUCGUGAUUUAACCAAUUCUAAGGUUUCAAUCAACACCUCAAGCCAAAAUGAUAAUUUUUUUUAAAAAGAAAAUUAGAAGUAGAAAUUUUGUGAAAAAGUAAAAUUCAAUAAAUUGCAUAGUUUUUCUUAGUUUUUAGUUUUUUUUUUUCGUUUUAGGUUGACGAAGGUUCCUUUUUGCUGCCUUUUUGCAGCCUCUUAUCGACUUUUAUGCACCAAUUUUGCUGUCUCUUCACUUUUCCACCAUUUCUUGAGCCUUUGAGGUUGCAGAAAAAAUGGAAGACUCGAGAAAAGGACCCCUUUUGCUGCCUUUCUGCGGCCUUUUUUGAGCCUCUUUCUAUUAGAAGCCAUUAUCCACCAUUCCGGCUGUUCCCGAGUUGUUAGGACGUUUAGAGAAGCAUAAAACGAUUUUCAAAAGGGUCUCGAUGCGAAAAUUAUACUAAAAUUCCAGCGCUUACCGAAGCGGAGCACGAGUUCUGCUCCGGCUGCACGAUCCGGAGCUCAGCGAGCGAUUUUUGGGCUCCAAACAUGAUUUGACGUUACUCGAGGCCGACGCCACCUUGGUUCGAUUCCUCGGAAAUUCUGGCGGAGCUCCUCCUCAGCGCAAAGGUGAUGUUGGAUCAAGUUUUACAUCAUUUAUCAGAGCUUUUAUAGCUUUUCCAAGGAGAAAUAGCGAAAAUUCAUAGAAAAUAUCGAAAAAUCCAUUUUAAAAACAAAAAAAGUCUUCUUUUUUUAUUAAGAAAAAUCAAGAAAUCUGAGUUUUUUUCAACUUCUUUUUGCUUUUUAAGCUCAAAAAAAGCGCUGUUAUUUUCUUAAAAAUUCGCCAAACUUCAUGAGAAAAACUUUCAAAAAUUCAAUAAAAAUUACACAAUAAACGUCUCAAAAAUCCGUAAAUACCUAUGAGAAAAACUGAAAAAAAUUCGUCAAAAAUUCAUAAUAAAUCUCUUAAAAAAAUAUAAAAAAAUCCAUAAUAAAAAAACAUGAAAAUUUAUCAAAAAAAGCAUCAAAAAUUUUUGUUAAGGUUCAAUCAAAAGUCCACAGAAACGAUAUUUCUUCCGAAUUUCCCGACCUAGUUUCUUGAGAAACAGAAAAAAAGAGAUAAAACAUGAGAACUUUCAAAAUUUUUAACAAAAAGCUUCAAAAAAAAGUCAGUCAGGACUUUCCAGUUCCUUUUGACGUGGACCUCAGUAGCGCGAACCGGAAGAUUUUGAAAAUUUCAAGGGAUUCCUUUAGAGGCGUCAGAUUCCUUAAGUGAUCUCUUGAAAGGCUCGGAAACGUCCCGGAAGCGUCGGGUUUCCAUUACCGGGAUCCAAGGAGUUUCAAGUUUUCGAAAAAAAUUUUUGUUUGGCGCGAAAAAAUCAAGUUUUCUCGUGUUAAUCACACUUUAUAUUGAUUUUCUAUAAUUCCCAUUUUCAGGCGGUCGCCGGCCACAAAGAAGUCCAACUGAAAAACCGGCCGAUGACGUCAUUUCGACGGAUUUGGAGGCGGGAAAAGAGAAAAUUGACCCGAAAACCUCUUAG